GGCGGGGGGCUCCGCCCUGGACUGCAGCGGUCCUCAGGACGCCCCCCCAGAACGUCAGUGCUUCUCUGCCGGGCGCUAGCCAGGGCCCCCCACACACACUGCUCUCCAAAAGGCCGCUCCAGAUGUGUCCCGCAUGAACGCCCCCUGCUCGGACGGCUGCCAGAGCGCCUUCAUUCUGACGGUCCCCUCACCUGCCAGGCCCCCCACCAAUGCUUUCUCUAGGAUCUCUUUCACAUAGUUCACCGUCAUUGCUUCUUUUGCAGGGCAGUCCCCCGAUGCCACCAGCAUUGCUCCUCUUGUAGUGCAGUGGCUCGUGAAUCCUAAAGGACUGCCUCCGAAGAGGGCUGCAUUCGUGCUUUGCGACAUAACUGUCCCCCACUAACGAUGAUUACAUACAUUCCACUCCCAGAGCCCCUUUUGUCGUAAAAAUGUUUUCUAUUCUGAUCAAAAUGCUAUUUACUCAUGUAACCCCUCCUUAAUUCCGCUCAAGAAUACCCCUUUCAAACACACCCCUCAACGAACAGCUCCCUCUAGCGUUCCCCUUUAAUACCCACAUCUUCCCUCCUGCCGCCCCCCCCCCCCAGGCCCCCAGCAGAAAAAACCUGUCUGCUUAGCGCCAGACUCUGCUCCUGCCUUCAUCCUGGCCUCCUCUGCCUUCAGUACUUCUGCUCUAGAACAGAGCACGGCAGUGGGACGUUCUUAGAAUGUUCUCCUUCCCCUAGCCUUAGCCAGUUCUGUAGUCACUUGCAGCCAGCUUGCAUGACACUUCCCUGGACUUCCUAGGGAAGGUUCCCUGGCUCCACCAGCGUGCAACACACCUCUUUCUGUAGACAUUUGUUGUUCAUGGAGUGACUAUUCAUCCUUCCAGGUCCAGGGCAUAUAGUUGGGAAGGAGAGAGGUGCAGACAGUUUUUCAUCUUAUGAAGUUUUAAAGUUUAAUUAAGGCAGAUCAGAAACAAGAAAACAAAUAAGCAGUAUAAUGCUCGCUCUCCAGGAGGCUGGUGAGCCUCUUCAGAAGUGAAACCUGAAUCAUGAGAGGAAAUUUAGCAAGGCAAAGAUCUUGGUAAACAGCCAGGGGGGACAGGGCACUGUGACCAUGGUGAGUAGAGGAGCAGCGGAGGAGGCUGGUGAGGGUGGAGCAUGAAAAUUGAAGGGAAGAGGGUUGGAGGGAAGGCUGAUGGCAGAGAGCUUAGGACACCUCUUCUACCCCAAGCCCCGAAGGCACAUCAUUCAUGUAUGUUCACACACACACUUGCAGAUAUUUUAUGAGUGCCCACUUCACCCUAGGAAUGCCACAAGAACAAAACAGGUAAAAAUCCCAGUCCAUGUGGACUGGAUAUGAUGUCAAGAGGGCAGACAUCUAAAAAUCAAAAUCCAUAGAAAUCCAAAGUCAUACAGUGGGCUAAGGAGACAGAGUUAUAGGGCUGGGGUUUCAGGAAGACCUCACCCAAGAUUCCCUCACUCUCCAAUAAGCCAUAGGACAAAAGGUUAGAUUUGGGUGUAAAUUCCACUCCUCUGGACAACUGUACUGCUUUUAAUACCCUCUCCCCAGGAGCAAAUGAUUAAGAGGGGCUACUAGGGCUCAUAACUUAAAGCACUUUCUCUCUUCAGUCACUUUUUCUCUUCCCCUCCUUCAUUAAUUUAAUCAAUGAGUUCUUAUCAAGCCAGGCACUCAUGUUGGUCCUGAGAACAGAGUAGUGAACAAAAUGUAAACUUUGCUUCUGAGCUGGGUUUGGUGCCUAUUAUCCCAGUGACUUAGGAGGCUGAAGCAGGAGGAUUGCAAGUUCAAGGCCAGCCUCAGCAACUUAGCAAGGUUCUAAGCAACUUGGUGAGAACCUGUCUCAAAAAUUAAAAGGACUGGGGUUGUAGCUCAGUGGUAAAGCACCCCAGGGUUCAUUUUCCAGUAUCUGCCACCCUCGGUUUUUUUUGUUGUUUUUUUUUCCCCCUGUCUCUGCAGUGGCACCAGCUUAUGAUCCCAGCUACUUGGAAGGCUGAGGCAGGAGGGUUUUAAGUUUGAGGCCAUUGUGAGCAACUUAGCCAGAUCCUGCCUCUAUACAAAAAUGUUUUUUAAAAAGGGCUAGGGUUGUAACAGGUAGUUAGAGCAGUUGCCUUAUAUGCGCAAGGCCCUGGGUUCAAUUCCCAGUACUGAAAACAACAACAAAAUAUUUAAAAAAACAAAAACAAAAAAACACUCUCUGGAGAGGGAGACCAGCAAAACAAGACAGGCUGGCAGAACGUGUGGAGCAUUAGUUGAUGGUGAGUGGUAUGGAGGAGAUGAAGCAGUGGGGAUGUGGGCCUGGCCGUGGGCCACAGUGGUCACCAAGAGCCAGUUUGAGAAGACAAAGUGGAGCAGACAGGAAGAAGGUGAGAGAAGGAGUCAGAGCACUUUGGGCAAGGCAGCAGCCCUGAGCAUGGGUAGAGCGGACACACUUGUGUCUGUGGGGGCCUGUGGGGGAGAUGGAGGUCAUCCUAAGGUCUCAGUUGUGCUCUGAGUAGAGUCAUUGUAGGGUUUUGAUUAGAAGAAGGUCAUGGUUUGACUCUUGUCCUAUCUUUAAAUGGGAAUAGUAAUGUUUAUGAGUUUGUUGUGAAGUUGAGACAAGUCACAUGAGUCAACAAACAAUAGAGUUAACAAAUGUCAGUGGCUUACCAUGGAUUGGGUCCACCCAAGAGAUUGAGAUUAGGUGGCAGGGAGGUGGAUGAAGCAGAUCAUGUCUCCAGUAUACAAUGGAAUGGGGGCUCCACCGUUGUCUCAGGGUAAAAUACUGAAGGCAUAUGUAGGGAGUCACACCUGCUGUGUGAUGUUGGGAGACUAAUUUACCUCUUGGUUACUUUCUUAGUUACUUCCUUUGUAUUUCAGAGUCAAUAUGUGUAACCAUCUGGGCAUGGAGGCGCACACCUGUAAUCCCAGCAUCCCUGGAUGAUGAGGCAGUAGGUCCCAAAUUCUGGGCCAGCCUGGGCAACUUAGACUCUGUCUCAAAAUUUAAAAGUAGAAGUGGUGGGGGAGGCUGGGGAUGCAGCUCGUUGGUAGAGUACCCUGGGUUCAUUUCCCAGUGCCAGAAGGAAAAAACCACCAGAUUAAUUUAACUCUUCUCAUAGGGUGUUUGGGAGGAGGGUUUAGAAGAGUGCUUGGCUGCUGGGAGGCUCUUACCCAGGGCUCCGUGCCUCUGAGCAUCACUGUUAGAUAACAACAGGCUGGAAUUUCAUCAUGAGCUGCUGUGUUGCAGCUGAAUGACUCACAGGUCCUGACAUCAGAAACAACUAGAAUCAAGAACCUGGUUUCCCUCUUACUGGCUAUGUGACCUUGGGAAUAACUCAGCUCCUCAGUUCCUCACUUAGCAGAUGGGACCAAGAAUGGCUCGAGACUGUUGUGAGGCACUAAGGACAUGGUACACAUCAAACUGGGCCAAUGUAGAUGUGAGCGGUCAUAGCUUUCACUGGGGGACCUCUCUCCCCAGUAUGCCUCUCUGCAUAAAGCCCCUCUGUGACACAUUUCCCCUCAGAGAGACAAUGUGAAGCUCACUGAGUCCUCAGAAAGAGGAAGUAUCUUAUUUCUCACUGGAAGUCAUCUUGAGACUGACCGUUCUCUCCCCACUAAUCCCCACACACACACCUGCCCACCUUGCCCUCUGUGCCACAGCACUGUUCCCAGAGCCUGCUGUCUGCUCCCUGGGGAGCCGUCAGCUUGGCCUGCACCUGCUCGCUGCACAGAGCUUCAUCAGCUCGGGCGCUCGCCACGGUCCUGUCCCUCUGGGCACUGCUUUGGCUGCAUUUCUUCAGCUUUGGUGUGUUGUGGUUUUGUUUUCAUCACUGCAAAAAGCAUUUUCAAAUUUCCCUUGUGAUUUCUUCACGGACCCUUUGGAGAUUUAGGAAGGGGUUUAAUUUCUACACAUUGGCAAGUAUUUGUUAGGUGCCGACCUAGUGUCCAUGAGUGCUGUGCUGGGUCCUGGGGUCAAUUAGGGAACAAGGAAGGCCAGACAGUAAACACACAGCGAGGAGGACAUCACCAGCCAGUGGCAGUGACUGGGAUGUAGAGAAGAGUGGGAUGGUGGCCUGGGAAUGCCACCAGAAGGAGGCCCUGAGGAAGAACAUUCCAGGCAGAAGGAAAGAUCCAUGUUGAUUUUUUUUUCCAAGAUAGUAGCCAACACCCCCUCCUACCAGGUUCCUUGUGCAGUCCUCCCUCGUACCCAGAAGGAUGUGGAAUAAGAGGGAAUAAGACUCCUGCCUCCACUCCCAGGACACAGCUUCUAGCUGCUCAGGCCAGUUGCUCCCUUAUAGACUGUUGCUCUAUGACCUUGAGCAAGUCACUUGGCCCCUCUAUGCCUUUAUUUUCUCACCUUUUCAAUGGAGAGAACAAAUAUCCCAUCUCAGUUUUGGUGGGAUUCAGUGAGUUAACAGGACAAUGUGCUCAGAAAGGUGGACAGCCUGUGGAAAUGCCAGCCAGCCACAGCUGUUAGUAACAGGUAAUGUCCACCUUCCCACCACCCCAGGUUGCUCCCCUAAGCCCAGCAUUCCUGCACUGAGUGUUUUCGCCUAACCCCUGGGGCCCGACCUAGGUUCUGCCUUUGCUCCUUCUGGAGAGAGAUUAAAUGGAGAAAGUAUGAAGGGCAUGGGAUGUCAAGCCUUGUCCAAGGACAAGGACACUCAGCUGGAGAUAAAAAUAUCGAACUCCGGUGGACAGGGGGUGGAGGAGGCACUCACCUUUUACCUGUGGGAGGAGAGAACCUGCCAUGCUGACAAAGAAUGAGGGUCUGUGUCUUGGGAGGCCCCUGGGUUCCUAAAGUGGGCUGGACACUGAGCCAGGCCCCCAAGGGUAGGGAUGAUGGGCAUGUAGCAGACCCCAUGGGCACCUCUCUUAUUGGCUCAAAGGCUGGCUGGGUCCUGAGAACUCAGAGCAACUGCAGGAGACAGUGCUGGGGCGAUUGUUCAGACAGGACAGCUGCAGUCUGGGAUGUUAAGUACUCCUAGGCAGGUGCUGGGAGUGCUUGCUUGAGCUCCCCCAGGUGUGUGAUGUCAUCAUGGCUGUGUGCAAAGCUCAGGGGACAGAUGUGUUCCAUUAUGUGCUGUGUCGGCCUCUUCAGUCCCCCUGCAGUUCAGGACUUCCAGCCCUGUUUUAAACAUGGAGAAACUGUGGACCCCAGCAGAUGGCAUUAGAUCCCCAUGUCUUCCCAGUCGCAGGGCCUGUGAGGUGCUGUCUGGAUCAGGCUGUCCUCCAGAAAUACCAGCACCCUUGCAAGCAGACACUUCUUCCCACCUUGAAUUCCGGGAGAGCCCCUUCCCAAGGACCGGCUCUUCCUGUUCUCUUGCUUCUCCUGACUUCCCUUUUCUACUCCUAGAAGCAGUAGCAGUAACGACACGUGGUGAUACUUUCCAUGCAUGCCAGCAGCACUUUACCUCGAGAGCUUCCACAUGCCAACACUGCGUCCUCGUAACAGCCCUGUGGCCUAGGGAUAUGCUCUUCUUCCCCCUUUGGAGAUGAGGUGGUCACUUAGUUAGAAAGUGGCAGGGCUUAGAUUUGAACCUGGCAUUCUCGCUCCGGAGCCCACUCUCUGAAUCACUCUGACAGAGCUGCUGUUACCCUCAUUUUACAGAGGCAAGCAAGUCCUGAGGGGACUGAGAACAGAAAGUGGAACCCGAGGUGACAGAGAGUCUUAGAACUGAGAUCAGAGGCUCCCCCAGUGCCAGGGGAGCUAGACUGAGAAGGAGAGAAUGGACUUGCAGGUGGUGAGGGGGAGGAUCUGGAGAUGGACUGGGAGGGUCUCCCUUCUCCCCAUCUGCCAGAAAUGGAGGCAAACCCGGCAGGCAGCAGCGCCGGGGGUGGUGGGAGCAGCGGCAUCGGGGGCGAGGACGGGGUUCAUUUCCAGAGCUACCCGUUUGACUUCUUGGAAUUCCUCAACCACCAGCGCUUCGAGCCCAUGGAACUGUAUGGGGAGCAUGCCAAGGCCGUGGCAGCCCUGCCCUGUGCCCCGGGGCCCCUACCUCAGCCUCCGCCCCAGCCCCCACCUCCCCAAUAUGACUACCCACCCCAAUCUACUUUCAAACCCAAGGCGGAGGCUCCCUCCUCCUCCUCUUCCUCCUCCUCCUCCUCGUCCUCCUCCUCAUCGUCGUCCUCUUCCCAAGCCAAGAAACCAGAUCCGCCCCUGCCACCCGCUUUUGGGGCCCCUCCGCCUCCACUCUUUGACGCUGCCUUCCCUGCCCCACAGUGGGGUAUCGUCGACCUCUCGGGACACCAGCACCUGUUUGGAAACCUGAAACGAGGAGGGCCAGCUUCUGGGCCGGGGGUAGCACCUGGGCUGGGUGCUCCAACAGGUGCACCAGGGCCACUUCCAGCCCCCUCGCAGACCCCACCAGGACCCGCCGCAGGGGCAGCCUGCGACCCAACCAAGGAUGACAAGGGCUACUUCCGGAGGCUGAAAUACCUAAUGGAGAGGCGCUUCCCCUGUGGUGUGUGCCAGAAGUCCUUCAAGCAGUCCUCACACCUGGUGCAGCACAUGCUAGUCCACUCCGGGGAGAGGCCUUACGAAUGCGGCAUCUGUGGCCGCACCUACAACCAUGUCUCCAGCCUCAUACGCCACCGCCGCUGUCACAAGGAUGUGCCACCAGCUGCCGGGGGUCCACCACAGCCCGGACCCCCACUCCCUCAACUGGGUCUCCCAGUCCCCACAGCCAGUGCGGCCGCUGCUGUCCCCACCACAGUUUCCUCUGGCCCCCCAGGCACACCUUCCGCGCCUGCCACCUCUGGGGAUGCCAACACCGCCCCCACUGCCCCUGCAGGCGUUGGCGUGCCCCCUCCGUCCACUGCAGGUGGUGAGGGCCCAUUUGCCUGCCCACUCUGCUGGAAGGUGUUCAAGAAGCCCAGCCACCUUCACCAGCACCAGAUCAUCCACACGGGCGAGAAGCCCUUCUCCUGCUCCGUGUGCAGCAAGAGCUUCAACCGGAGGGAGAGCCUCAAGCGGCACGUGAAGACACACUCCGCAGACCUCCUGCGCCUCCCCUGCGGCAUUUGCGGCAAGGCCUUCCGGGAUGCCUCCUACCUCCUCAAGCACCAGGCGGCCCACGCGGGGGCGGGGAGCCCUCGGCCGGUGUACCCUUGCGACCUGUGUGGCAAGUCCUACUCAGCGCCGCAGAGCCUACUUCGGCACAAGGCUGCCCAUGCCCAGCCUGCGGCUUCGGAGGCAUCCAAGGACGGCGCUGCCUCUGUCCCGCAGCCCCCACCCACCUUUCCCCCUGGCCCCUACCUCCUGCCCCCGGACCCACCCACCACAGACAGCGAAAAGGCCGCAGCGGCCGCAGCGGCCGUGGUCUAUGGCGCCGUGCCAGUCCCACUCCUGGGUGCCCAUCCGCUGUUGCUUGGUGGGGCAGGGACCAGCGGGGCUGGAAGCUCUGGCGCCGGUGUCCCAGGAAAGACUUUCUGCUGCGGCAUCUGCGGGCGUGGCUUUGGGCGCCGGGAGACACUGAAGCGCCAUGAGCGCAUUCACACUGGAGAGAAGCCCCACCAGUGCCCCGUGUGCGGGAAGAGGUUCCGCGAGUCCUUCCACCUGAGCAAGCAUCACGUGGUGCACACCCGCGAGCGGCCCUACAAGUGCGAGCUCUGCGGCAAAGUCUUCGGCUACCCACAGAGCCUUACCCGUCACCGCCAAGUUCACCGGCUGCAGCUGCCCUGUGCCCUAGCCGGGGCCACUGGCCUCCCCACCACCCAGGGUGCGACAGGAGCCUGUGGGCCUGGGGCUUCCACCGCGUCUGGGGGGCCCACGGAUGGGCUAAGCUAUGCCUGCUCAGACUGCGGAGAACACUUCCCAGAUCUCUUCCACGUCAUGAGCCACAAGGAAGCCCACAUGUCUGAGAAGCCGUACGGCUGCGAUGCCUGCGGCAAGACCUUUGGCUUCAUCGAGAACCUCAUGGGGCACAAGCUGGUCCACCAAGCUGCCCCAGAACGCCUGCUCGCACCCACGCCGGGUGGCUCCCAACCCCCUGAUGGCUCCAGCGCCACUGAUGCGGCCAGCGUGCUGGACAACGGGCUGGCAGGAGAAGUAGGGGCGGCUGUGGCAGCGCUAGCAGGAGUGUCUGGGGGCGAGGACGCUGGUGGGGCUGCAGUAGCCGGGGCUGGUGGAGGUGCCAGUUCGGGUCCUGAACGCUUUAGCUGUGCCACGUGCGGCCAGAGCUUCAAGCAUUUCCUGGGCCUAGUGACUCAUAAGUACGUGCACCUGGUGCGGCGGACCCUGGGCUGUGGCCUCUGUGGCCAGAGCUUCGCGGGCGCCUAUGACUUGCUCCUGCACCGCCGCAGCCAUCGGCAGAAGCGGGGUUUCCGCUGUCCGGUGUGUGGGAAGCGCUUCUGGGAGGCAGCUUUGCUGAUGCGCCACCAGCGAUGCCACACAGAGCAGCGGCCCUAUCGCUGUGGUGUGUGUGGCAGAGGUUUCCUGCGCUCAUGGUACCUGCGGCAGCACCGCGUGGUGCACACUGGUGAGCGGGCUUUCAAAUGUGGUGUGUGCGCCAAACGCUUUGCACAAUCGUCUAGUCUGGCAGAGCAUCGGCGGCUGCACGCAGUGGCUCGGCCACAGCGCUGCGGUGCCUGUGGCAAGACCUUCCGCUACCGCUCCAACCUGCUGGAGCACCAGCGGCUACACUUGGGCGAGCGCGCCUACCGCUGUGAGCACUGCGGCAAGGGCUUCUUUUACUUGAGCUCUGUGCUGCGCCACCAGCGCGCCCAUGAGCCCCCGCGGCCCGAGCUACGCUGUCCCGCUUGCCUCAAGGCCUUCAAGGAUCCCGGCUACUUCCGUAAGCACUUGGCGGCCCACCAGGGUGGCAGGCCCUUUCGCUGCUCCUCCUGUGGGGAGGGCUUCGCCAACACCUAUGGCCUGAAGAAACACCGUCUGGUGCACAAGGCCGAGGGCCUGGGGGGCCCUGGAGCAGGGGCAGGAGCCCUGGGGAAGGAUGCCUGACUCCAGAGUUUUAUCUGCAGCUCCAAUCAGAUGUCCCUUCUUGACUCCUCCCUCCUAGGGCUGCUGAUCAGACUCUUCCCCCUCCUUGCUGUCACCUGUCCUUCUGAACUUCAGAUGUUUGAGUCUCCUUCAGGGCACAUGCCCUACAAAUCAAGACUGAAUCACUCCCAUCCUGGAUCUCUGGACCUCCCCUCAUUCUGUCAGACACUGAACUGAACCCUCUGUCCAACCCUCUUUUGUAACCCUCACUAGCCACCCCCAGCAGCAUUCUGCCCUGGGAGCUCUUUGGUGGAGAUUAAUCUGAACUGCCUCCCCUUUGGAAUCUGGCUGGACAGCAGAUAUGAGCUGAGUUGGGAGGGCACAAGGGGGGUCUGGGUGCUCUUGGAUGGUGGGGUGGGGGUGGGGUGGCAGACGAAGCUUGUACAGAGCAGAGGACAAUAAAUCUUAUCAACAGGGUGGUUGAAGUUUAUCUUCAGAUCUCAGGGAGAGUGGGGGUUAAGUGUUGGCGAGAUGCAAGGCUGAGAACUUGUUUCCUUGGGGAUUGUGAUUCCCAGGCACCCUCUGCCUCACAAGCUGUGUUUCAGCUGGUAUUCACUAAGGUUUGGCCACAUUCCAAGCAUUGGCCCAAUGGUUGGGCCAAUGGAAGUGAGCAAAACAGGUAGGUUUCUCCUGUCAAGAGCUGGCUAGGGGUACAGACUGCCCUGCAUGGCACUUUCAGUGUUUGCUCACUUGCCACCCUUUCCUGAAGCCCCUGUCUUUCAGGUCCCAAGCUGGGGCACUGGGUGAGUUAGACAUGGCCCUCACCCUUCAGAAGACUAGGGAACUCCUGUCAGGCAUAUCACAGCCUCGUGUGGACUCAAUUUACAGCUCACUCGUAGCACCUGCCUCUCCAGGAUAAUGAUUUGGGGUUUCAAAAGCCCUUUCAGAGAUCCAUGGUGGUACAUGCCUGUAAUUCCAGCAACUUGGGAGUCUGAGGCAGGAGGAUGACAAGUUCAAGUCUGGGCUGGGCAACUUAGUGAGACCUGUCUCAACAAAGUAUAAAAAGGGAUGGGGAUGUAGUUCAAUGGUAAAGUACCUCUGGGUUUGUCAGCCCCCAGUAACAAAAAACAACUUAUGCAACUCUCAUUUUCAUACAUCACAGAACUGUGUGGUGUAUGUCCUGCAGUACAAGUUUAUAGUCAUCCCGCUUGUCAGAAGAGGAGCAUGGGGUCCUGGAGAACAAAUGAGCUUCAAGGACACCUGGCAAAUUUAUGGUAGAAUUGGGACUCAUCUCAGGGUACUUUAAUACCGAAACUUGAAGAUGAAACAGGGGACACUGUCUGGGCAGGUCUAGUGUGACCCACAAGAAGGCAGCAACCCAGUGUGCCAAGUUCUCAUGCUGCAGACCUACCAUGAAACAGCCUACAGCAGAGCUCCAGGGCUCCAAGGUCACCUGGAAGUGGAAGUACCACUGAAGACUGAGGGAGCAUGGAGUAGUCACCUUACCAGACUGGGGCAAGAGUUAAAAAAGCUUCCUCGAAAGGAGGGUGAGACCUGAACAGUGGAUAAAGCAACAAGAGCUUGCCAGGUAGAAACAUGGGCACAUAAUCCCAGGAAGAGGAUGGGGUGUCCAACUAAACCAGCCAUUCUCGAGAAUUUAAAAUCUAGUACAGCUGGAGGCUGGAGAGGGUGUGUGGCUGGAUCCUGAAGGGGCUUGAAUUCUAAACUGUACAGUUCGGAAGUUUUUUUAGGCUAAAGGCUGAAAACUGGCAGCGGCCAGUCUGGAAGCAAUUCAAACCAUUUAGUUUGUGCAUUAAAAAAACAAAAACUUUGAAUGGUUGGGAUGUAGCUCAGUGGUAGACCCCUUGGAUAGCAUGCUCAAGGCCCUGGGCUUGGCUUAGUUAGCAACAUUGUGGAAUCUAAGAAUUUUAUGUGAAAUCCUUUGAUUUUACAUAAAGUUAACUAAUGGAACGUCUGAAAAUUUGAAGAAAUCUAUCAAACCCAACCUGCAUCCCUGUUGGCACUGAGUGCCAUUACCUUCUCCUGAGGUGUGAAUGUAAAUGCUCCGUUUGCUCUCCAUCCCACCACUCCUUGUUGAAUGCCAACACUGAGCCCAAGUGUCAGUUGCCAUGUUUCACCUCACAGAUACUUUUCCCUUUAAAUCUGGCCAAGCAGCUCUGGUAGGUAUUUAAAUUUGUGAUCCCUUCUCAAAAGUCACAAGGAGCUGUGGAUUGGUGUCAAGUAUACAAGUGGCUCCAGUGUUGGAGAAUGGAGAAGGUAGGGCCUCAGCUGGGCUGCUGUGCAGUUAUCCAGAUGUGAGGUCACUGUUGGCUUGGUCUACAAGAAUAGUGAUGAUGAAGUAUUCAGAUGUCAAAGACACUUAAAUGUGCUACAUGGGGAGACUGAUAAGGGAUUAGGUGACGGAGGAAGACCACAGGAACCUGUCCAGGUUCCUAAGAUGGGGAGAACAAGUGUUUUCCUGGGGAAAUGGGUCAGUUUUGUUAACUCAUCUGCAGGCAGUCUUGUGCUGGCUGAUUGGGACUGACACUAGUGGUUUAUUGUCUCCUGAGCAGAUCAGGGAGCAAGCAAGUGUGCCAGCUGCAGGAUCCCUACAUUGUGUCAGCCUUCCUGAACCCUUCUCCCACACAGAAAUAAAAGGUCUGAACAGCCAGUACCUAUUCAAUCAUAUUCUAAAGAUGAGAACACAGGCUUGGAAAGUGGUACAGUGCAACUUAAACGUUUAUGGAAGACCACAACAUGGCUCUGCUCCCCCACUUCCUCAAAGAAGACAACCCAAAUACAAGACUGACAAAGAGAAACCCUUCAUCAAGUCCUUUAAUAGGAAUAGACUGGAGGUUUCCCACCUCCAGCUUUCAAGUCCUCUUAUUCCACAGUGCCGCCAGAAGGCCAUGCUGCCAUUAGUUAGUCCUUCCUUGGGACUGCCUGGGACUAGGCAAUAAACUGCUUCAAAUUCAGAGUGGAGGAAAGUAGAGAAGCCUGAGACUUCUUUGCAGAUGUGUUGGACCACAGGCUCUAAGCCUAAAGCUUCAGAAAGGAGCCAGUAAGUGGUGGACAUCUUCUGCCUAGGGGUUUGUAGGCAACUCAAGUCCAGUGCAAUACAGUGAGGUAGGAAAAGAUUCCACCACCGUCCACCUUAGGGAGCCCCAAAUAGUCCAGCACUCUGCAGAAGGCCUAGAUCAGGAACAAUAUGGUGGAUGAGAUUUUCCCACCUUCCACUUGACCCUGGCUCCCCUUUUUUAGUGUUCAGGUUCUGUUACAGGCUACAUUUUGCCCAAGGACAACCUAACAAGAAUGCAAACAGGACAGUGAAAUGCUUCCCACCGUAUCAUGUUCACCUGGGCACACACAGGGCUGCACUACCCCUCCUGUGGCCUCUCACCUAGGUGCAGUGUGGGUCUCUGGGAGUCCACAACCUUGGUAGUCUCCUUCUCCAACACCAGCAGCUCACUACCUCCCUGUCUGCCCCUGUCUCUUUCUGCCCACACCCUCCCCUGCAAUCUGCCUUCUACUUCCAGAAUUAUCACCCCCAGACCUGCUCUCCCAGCCUACUGGUCAACUUCCACCUUCACCUUCACCAUUUCCCCAUGCCCCUCUUCCAGAGUGCUAUCUGUCCCGCACCCACUCCCUGACCCUUCAGCCACCUCAAGUGAGCCCAACUGGCUCCCAGAGUCUCCCAACCCAGGCCCCGGCCCAUGGAAGUGGGUGCGUUGGUGCUUGCGGAAGUUGGAGGAGUUGUUGAAAGUGCGAUCGCAGAGGGUGCAGCGGAAAGGGCGCUCGCCAGUGUGGAUGCGGGCGUGGCCGCUCAGCACGGAGGACUGCGUGAAACCCUUGCCGCAGAUGCCGCAGUGAUACGGGCGCUCGCCGGUGUGCACCCUCUCGUGGUCUCGCAUGUCUGAGGAGCGGCGGAACGGUUUGGCACAGAACCUGCAAGCGAAGGGCUUCCCCACCGCCGCGCCAGCAGCCGCAGCGGCCAUCACCACCUCUGACCUCUCCUGCGGCACCCCUGGGCUUGGCUCUCCAGCUGCUGCGGCUUGCGGAGGCCUGCGGGAGGUGCCUGGCUCCAGCCCAUGUCGGUGCUGGUGCCGGAGCAGUGGCGCUAAGGCCUUGAAGGCCCGCGGGCACAGCGGGCAGCGGUAGGGCCGCUCCCCUGUGUGUAAGCUGUAGUGAGCACGGAGGCUGGCGGGACCUGGGCAACUGUGACCACACACGUGACACCGGCUUGGGUCCCCACCCUGCCCGCCCCCAUCUGCGCCUGCCAGGUGGCCAUGUUCAUGGAACAGCAGCUCGGAGACCAGUCGGAAGGCAGCUGGACACAAGGCACAGUGGAAAGAACCUGGCUCUGGUGGCUCUGGUACCAGGGAGGUAUCUGUGACCUUCACCACCUGGAUCUCGAUGAGGUCACUUGGGGGUGUGGCGGGGCGGCCAUCAUCAGGUGUCAGGACCUGGUAGGGGGAGAAGAACAAGGAGCCUGUGGACCCUGCCUGGAGACCUCCCCAGAAGCCCCCACUUACUUAAACGUCUGCUUCACUGCAGGCCACUGCUCCCUCUCCUUCUAGGUCAUUACCAAGUCCCAGGAUGCCACCCCAUGCCCUCAGCUCUUCCCUCUUGCCUAAAAUAUAUCGAGGACCCAGCCACCUCUCCUCCACCCAAGCUCAAACCCCUGUCCUGCUUCCAUAGCUGAAAGAGCCUCCUAGAGGGAAUCUGUUCCCACUUCUUCCCCUUAUAAUCCACCUCUCUUGAGCAGCCUGAAUGGGCUCUUGAAAAUGUAAAUCAGAUAAAGCCACUUUCCACUCAAAACCCUCCCAUGGCUCCAAAUGCAAUUAAAACCCCAAAUCCUCGCUAUAGUAGCCACCCUGAUCUGACUCCUGCUUAUCUCUCUGACCUCAAUGUAAACAGAAGCUGGCACCCAGUUGACUUCUGUCAUCUAAAUUUAGCUACCCAACCCCCACUCUAUCAGCUCUCUUUUUAUUUCCUUUAUAGAAUGUAUCACCAAAAAAAAAAAAUCUCAUUUAUAGUCUCUCUCCUCUCACAGGAUGGCAAGCUACAAGAGAACACAAUCCUUGUCUGUCUUGAUCACCUCUGUUAUAGACCCUGAACAAGCAGCUCAGUAAAUGUUUGUUGAAUUAA
Molecule: messenger RNA, 14062 nt
Organism: Ictidomys tridecemlineatus (thirteen-lined ground squirrel)
Lineage: Eukaryota; Metazoa; Chordata; Mammalia; Rodentia; Sciuridae
Gene: Znf865
Product: zinc finger protein 865
Biological process (GO): regulation of cytokine production; regulation of immune system process; negative regulation of transcription by RNA polymerase II
Cellular component (GO): nucleoplasm
Molecular function (GO): DNA-binding transcription repressor activity, RNA polymerase II-specific; RNA polymerase II cis-regulatory region sequence-specific DNA binding
Source: RefSeq, a predicted model, not a curated record